CCAGCAGCAGUGUGGGGAGACGACUAUCAAGAGUCCAAUGGCAGAGUGGCGGAGCAGAAGCAGCUUCAAUUGAAGGCCAUACACAGGCCUAGGUUAAAAAGUCCCCCCAGCAGCAGCGUGGGGAGACGACUAUCAAGAGUCCAAUGGCAGAGUGGCGGAGCGGAAGCAGCUUCAAUUGAAGGCCAUACACAGGCCUAGGUUAAAAAGUCCCCCCAGCAGCAGUGUGGGGAGACGACUAUCAAGAGUCCAAUGGCUGAAGUGGCAGAGCGGAAGCAGCUUCAAUUGAAGGCCAUACACAGGCCUAGGUUAAAAAGUCCCCCAGCAGCAGUGUGGGGAGACGACUAUCAAGA
Staurois parvus is the source of this 350-nucleotide messenger RNA. The record is from the annotation of a GenBank genome assembly. NCBI's taxonomy places the organism in Eukaryota, Metazoa, Chordata, Amphibia, Anura, Ranidae.